AUGACCAUCCAGACCGGCGUUCUGAUCGAGACGCUGGCUGCCCUGGGUGCCAAGGUGCGUUGGUGCUCGUGCAACAUCUUCAGCACGCAGGACCACGCAGCGGCUGCCAUCGCCAAGGCAGGCACUUCCACGGUCUUCGCGUGGAAGGGCGAGACGCUGCCCGAGUACUGGUGGUGCACGGAGCAGAUGAUGACCGUGCCGGGAGCUGAUGGCUGCGACCAGCUGGUGGAUGACGGCGGCGAUGCCACUCUGCUGAUCCACAAGGGCAAGGAGUUCGAGGAGAAGUUCGCCAAGGACGGCAGCCUGCCAGAUCCUUCCAGCACGACCAACGCCGAGUUCAAGUGCAUCUUGCAGUUGCUCAGGGACUCGAUCCAGGUGGACAAGACCAAGUACACCCGCAUGGCGGCCAAGUGCAAGGGUGUCAGCGAGGAGACCACCACCGGUGUCCACCGCCUGCGCGAAAUGGCGGCCAAGGGCGAGCUGCUCUUCCCGGCCAUCAACGUCAACGACUGCGUUACCAAGAGCAAGUUCGACAACGUGUACGGCUGCCGCCACUCCCUGCCGGACAGCAUCAUGCGCGCCACGGACGUGAUGAUCGGCGGCAAGCGUGCCCUCGUGGCCGGCUACGGCGAUGUGGGCAAGGGCUGCGCCUUCGCCAUGCGCGGAGCCGGCGCACGGGUGCUGAUCACCGAGAUCGACCCCAUCUGCGCGCUGCAGGCGUGCAUGGAGGGCUUCCAGGUCGUGACCCUUGAGGAGUGCGUGGGUGAGGUGGACAUCUUCACCUCCGCCACUGGCAACUUCAAGAUCAUCACCCUGGAGCACAUGAAGAAGAUGAAGAACAACGCCAUCGUGUGCAACAUCGGCCACUUCGACAACGAGAUCGCCAUGGAGGAUCUGGAGAAGUGCCCUGGCAUCAAGGUGGAGAACAUCAAGCCGCAGGUGGAUCGCUUCGUCUUCCCGGAUGGCCACGGCGUGAUCGUGCUGGCCUCCGGCCGCCUUGUGAACCUUGGCUGUGCCACCGGCCACCCUUCCUUCGUGAUGUCUUGCUCUUUCACCAACCAGGUGCUGGCCCAGUUGGACAUCCUGGAGAACUGCACCAAGGCUAAGAACUACAAGAACGAUGUGUACCUGCUGCCCAAGAAGCUGGAUGAGAAGGUGGCCGCACUCCACCUGCCGUCCCUGGGUGCCAGCAUGACGAAGCUGAGCAAGGAGCAGGCCGACUACAUCGGCGUGCCUGUUGAGGGGCCUUUCAAGCCGGUGAAGGACAUGGGCCUGGCCGAGUUCGGCCGUAAGGAGCUCACUCUGGCAGAGCAUGAGAUGCCUGGCCUCAUGGCGGCACGCAAGGAGUUCGGCCCCUCGCAGCCUUUCAAGGGCAUGAACAUCAACGGCUCCCUGCACAUGACCAUCCAGACCGGCGUUCUGAUCGAGACGCUGGCUGCCCUGGGUGCCAAGGUGCGUUGGUGCUCGUGCAACAUCUUCAGCACGCAGGACCACGCAGCGGCUGCCAUUGCCAAGGCAGGCACUUCCACGGUCUUCGCGUGGAAGGGCGAGACGCUGCCCGAGUACUGGUGGUGCACGGAGCAGAUGAUGACCGUGCCGGGAGCUGAUGGCUGCGACCAGCUGGUGGAUGACGGCGGCGAUGCCACUCUGCUGAUCCACAAGGGCAAGGAGUUCGAGGAGAAGUUCGCCAAGGACGGCAGCCUGCCAGAUCCUUCCAGCACGACCAACGCCGAGUUCAAGUGCAUCUUGCAGUUGCUCAGGGACUCGAUCCAGGUGGACAAGACCAAGUACACCCGCAUGGCGGCCAAGUGCAAGGGUGUCAGCGAGGAGACGUUGCGGGUCUUGGGUGCGGGGUGUCAGGAUUUCGGAGCGAUUUGUGAAAGUGCGAAGGUUUGCGUGAGGCUUCGGGGUUUUCAUCAUUUUGGCGUGUUGGCUCUGAGCGGGUAUGGUGCCAACCAGCAGGAGACCACCACCGGUGUCCACCGCCUGCGCGAAAUGGCGGCCAAGGGCGAGCUGCUCUUCCCGGCCAUCAACGUCAACGACUGCCGUCUUCGGCCGCAGAAGAAACCACAGCAGGACUGCGUUACCAAGAGCAAGUUCGACAACGUGUACGGCUGCCGCCACUCCCUGCCGGACAGCAUCAUGCGCGCCACGGACGUGAUGAUCGGCGGCAAGCGUGCCCUCGUGGCCGGCUACGGCGAUGUGGGCAAGGGCUGCGCCUUCGCCAUGCGCGGAGCCGGCGCACGGGUGCUGAUCACCGAGAUCGACCCCAUCUGCGCAUUGCAGGCGUGCAUGGAGGGCUUCCAGGUCGUGACCCUUGAGGAGUGCGUGGGUGAGGUGGACAUCUUCACCUCCGCCACUGGCAACUUCAAGAUCAUCACCCUGGAGCACAUGAAGAAGAUGAAGAACAACGCCAUCGUGUGCAACAUCGGCCACUUCGACAACGAGAUCGCCAUGGAGGAUCUGGAGAAGUGCCCUGGCAUCAAGGUGGAGAACAUCAAGCCGCAGGUGGAUCGCUUCGUCUUCCCGGAUGGCCACGGCGUGAUCGUGCUGGCCUCCGGCCGCCUUGUGAACCUUGGCUGUGCCACCGGCCACCCUUCCUUCGUGAUGUCUUGCUCUUUCACCAACCAGGUGCUGGCCCAGUUGGACAUCCUGGAGAACUGCACCAAGGCUAAGAACUACAAGAACGAUGUGUACCUGCUGCCCAAGAAGCUGGAUGAGAAGGUGGCCGCACUCCACCUGCCGUCCCUGGGUGCCAGCAUGACGAAGCUGAGCAAGGAGCAGUCCGACUACAUCGGCGUGCCUGUUGAGGGGCCUUUCAAGCCGGACACGUACCGCUACUAA
This is a messenger RNA of Symbiodinium sp. CCMP2592, 2844 nucleotides long. NCBI's taxonomy places the organism in Eukaryota, Dinophyceae, Suessiales, Symbiodiniaceae. The record is from the annotation of a GenBank genome assembly.